Molecule: messenger RNA, 1545 nt
Organism: Chlorella variabilis
Lineage: Eukaryota; Viridiplantae; Chlorophyta; Trebouxiophyceae; Chlorellales; Chlorellaceae
Exons: 9
Coding region: 1-1545 (514 amino acids)
Biological process (GO): peptidyl-proline hydroxylation to 4-hydroxy-L-proline
Cellular component (GO): endoplasmic reticulum
Molecular function (GO): L-ascorbic acid binding; iron ion binding; procollagen-proline 4-dioxygenase activity
Source: RefSeq, a predicted model, not a curated record
AUGGGCGGCCAGCAGGGGAAGGGGGAGGCGCCUGGCAGCCACCCGGCUGGGCUGGCCACGCCUGAGCAGCCGCGGGGCAGCGACAGGGGUGCCAGGGGGGCAGGGGAGGAUGGCAGUCGCAGCAGCGCAGGGGUUGAGCUGCACCUGGGCAUCCUGGAGGUGUCAGAAGGCACAGUGUUUGACUGUGCACCCCUGCUGACCAGCUGGUGCCAGCACCACUCCUUAGGUGCAGGCAAGGGAGGCUUCACCUGGCGCCUGCGCCUCUCCGAGCUGCUGCCCAGCCUGGAAGCCUGCGGCGGCGGCGGCCGCGGCAGCGGCGGGGAGCCGCGUGCCCGCGGGUCCCAGUGCACCUCCCUGCCUUUCCGCAUCCCCCGCGCCGCCCUGCCCGCCGCCUGCCGCGGCCUGGUGGAGCAGCACCGCUGGUGCCUGGUGUGCGAGGCGGCGGCGGCGGGGCGCGGCCGGCGCGGGCCCACGCUGGGCGUCUCCCUGAGGUGGCUGGGCGGGCCCUCCUACCCCGCCACCUCUGGCGCCUCGCUCUGCUGUGAGUUCCUGUUGGCGGCACGCUGCCUGUCUCCGCCCAGCGGUGCCCAGGCAGAGGCUGGGGCAGACCAGGAGCGGGAGAGCGGGUGGCGCCAUGUGGCGGCGGACCGCCGCUGGCUGCGCCACGCCUUCCACGCGGGCCAGCCCCUGGCAGGCCUGCCCGCGCUGCCUGCCGCGGGCCGCCUGGCGGCGGGGGAGGCGGCAGGGCUGGAGCUGGAGGCUCACAUUCGCUUUGAGGGCGUGGCCAUGCAUGUGCAGGCCCCGCUGCCCGGCCUGGUAGUGCACGAGGCGCCGCUGCUGCUCAAAGUGUCGGAGGAGCCGUGCCUGCUGCUGGCAGACGCCUUCCUGUCCCCCGAAGAGUGCGGGGAGGUGCGGGCGCUGGGCGCGCCUCACAUGAAGCGCAGCAAGGUGUCGGCAGGCGACGAGACCCCACUGCGCACCUCCUGGGGUACCUUCCUGACAGGGCCGCUGGCGCAGCAACCGGUGGCGGCGCGGCUGGAGGGGCGGGUGCGCCAGCUGGCGGCGCUGGCGUGCGAGGCAGAGGGGCGGCGGGCGCUGCAGCUGGGAGAGGCCACGCAGAUCGUGCGAUACGACCCGGGGCAGUUCUAUGCGCUGCAUCUGGACAACCGGGCGGGGGACUCCUCCAGGCGUGCCGCCACCGUGAUGAUCUACAUCAGCGACGUGGAGGCAGGUGGCGCCACUCACUUCCCCCGCUCCUGCGGCUACCCUCUGGAGCGGGCGCUGGAGGCGUGCGCAGCUGGCGCCCGCAAUGAGCCCGCGCCGCCCCCCGGCGCCUGCCCCCCUGCGGGCCACAGCCCACGCGCGGGGCAGCCGCAGCACCCCCCCGGCCUUUGGGUGCAGCCGCGGGAGGGGCGGGCAGUCAUCUUCUGGUCGCGGCUGCCUGGCGGCGGCGAGGACAAGGCGUCGAUCCACGAGGCGGAGCGGGUGGAGGCGGGCACCAAGUGGAUUUGCACCCGCUGGUGCCGCGAGCAGGACCCUGCCUAG